UUGUACCCAGAAUUUGAAAGCUGGCGUCCGGGGAUUCAGCAUCCGCUCCAGGCCUAGAGCCUGGAAUGGCGUCUGAAUCCACGCCUGGUAUCGGAAACUUUGCUAUCCUCGCCUGUCAAUGGAUCGGAGACACCCUCGGGGUGUCACCCCAAGCCGUUUCGUCCACACUUGUGAUCUUUUUGGUUGGAUUGGCAUCGCUUGGUCUUGUGUAUGGCCUUAAAUGGUUCAGUGGGAGGGGCCAGGCAGGGGGAAAGCCCUCAAAGGUUAUAUUGGUGGCGGUGUUGGUGGUGAGCUACAGCCUGUGCAGCAGCAUGCUGCUCAUCCUCAACAAGGUGGCAGUCACGUACAUCCCUGCGCCGUCGUUCAUUCUGUUCUGUCAGUUGGCGUCCUGCGCGGCAUACGUGAAGUUUUCAGCGAUGGCGGGCUUCAUUGAGGCUGAGGGGUUGGAGUGGGACAAGUCCAAGAAGUUUGCCCUCAUUGUGGCUGGCUUCAUCGGCACCCUAUUCUCAAAUGUGACAUCGCUUCGGUAUGUUCCUGUUGACACGAUUAUCUGCUUCCGGGCUUCUUGCCCGAUCGUGAUUGCCAUCAUUGAGUACUUCUAUUUGGACCGGGAACUUCCCUCCUUGAGGUCGUGGGGAGCUCUAUUAGGCGUCUUUGCGGGAGUGACUGUUUACACGUUCCAUGACAUCCACUUCACGGUUAUUGGCUAUGUGUGGAUCGGCAUCUGGUACUUCUUCGCCGUGUUUGAGAUGGUCUACGUCAAGAAGGUUGUGGACACUGUACAGAUGACCACAUGGUCCCGCACCUACUACCAGAACACACUGGCGAUGCUGCCAAUGCUGGCCAUCACGCUGAUGAGUGGGGAGGUGGAGACGCUGUCCAAGCAGCAGUGGUCGGCCGGGGGUGUGGCCGCGCUGGUGGCCUCCUGCCUGGGCGGCCUGGGCAUGAGCUACUUCUCCUUCGCGCUGCGCGCAGUCAUCUCGGCCACCUCCUUUUCAGUCAUCGGCAACGUCUGCAAAGUGCUCACCAUCCUCGUCAACCUCCUCAUGUGGGACAACCACGCAAAUGCGCUGGGAACUGUGGGGCUUCUGUUCUGCCUGGCGGCCGGGUCCGGCUACCAGCAGCCGCCGCUGCGCAGCGUGCGCAGGGAGGCAGCCAAGGACCAGGAGCCUCUUCUUCUCAAGAAGGACAACCGGAAGGAGAACAUUGUUUGA
Coccomyxa subellipsoidea C-169 is the source of this 1214-nucleotide messenger RNA. RefSeq lists its product as hypothetical. Gene Ontology annotation, cellular component: Golgi apparatus. Gene Ontology annotation, molecular function: GDP-fucose transmembrane transporter activity; antiporter activity. The record is from RefSeq and is a predicted model, not a curated record. The coding region runs from base 66 to 1214 and encodes 382 amino acids. The transcript is spliced from 8 exons. Lineage: Eukaryota; Viridiplantae; Chlorophyta; Trebouxiophyceae; Coccomyxaceae.